GAAAAAGUACUCUGAAUUGUCUUUUCGCAUUUAUUAUUUUUUCAACAUUCAAACACUCCAUUUCUCCCUUCUUCACAUCAUAAACACCUCUCCCCCCUCUCUCUAGAGAUAGUGUGUGAUUGCAGCUUCAAGAAGGAUUUUUUUUCACUUCUAUUUUCAUUGAAUUACAAUAGAUCAAUUAAGUCUUGUGUUUUUAUUAUUGGUAUGAGAGUGUGCAUUUAUAAUUGAGGAUUUAAGGCAUAAUUAAAGUCUAUCUCUCUCUCUGGUCUUAAUGGGAAGGGCUCCAUGUUGUGAUAAGAAGGGGUUGAAAAAGGGGCCAUGGACUCCUGAAGAAGAUGACAAAUUGGUGGAAUAUAUCAACAAACAUGGCCAAGGAAGUUGGAGAUCUCUCCCCAAACUUGCAGGCCUUCUCCGGUGUGGAAAGAGCUGCCGCCUGCGGUGGACCAAUUAUCUGAGGCCGGAUAUCAAACGAGGCCCCUUCACUCCGGAGGAGGAGAAGCUCGUCAUUCAGUUACACGGCAUUCUCGGAAACAGGUGGGCCGCGAUCGCGUCCCAGCUCGCGGGCAGGACAGACAACGAGAUCAAGAACCUAUGGAACACUCAUCUGAAGAAGCGCCUUCUCAAGAUCCGCGAGCCGUCUCCCGCCUCCACGCGCCACAUGGCGCAGUGGGAGACCGCUCGCCUCGAGGCGGAGGCACGCCUCUCCAAGGAGUCCUCGCUCCUUCUGACCCCACUGAGGCCGGCCUCAGGAGCUCCAGAGGGGGACUUCUUCCUGCGCCUCUGGAACUCCGAGGUCGGGGCGACCUUCCGAAAGGAAACUUCCGGAAGCACGCGCAGCCCGUCUUGUUCGUCCACCAAAUGCAGCACCUUGUCGGAGGCCACCGUGAAGGUGGAGCCCGAGUCUGAGUACAAGGGCGGCAAAUUGGGGGGCGAACGAGACGUGGGAGCCGGGUCGGGAUCGUGCAGCAGCAGCAAUGAGAUGGAGGAGGAGGACUCGUCGGAGUCGGCGUUGCAGCUGCUUUUGGAUUUUCCGACCAACAAUGAUAUGAGCUUUCUGAGCCAACCUGAUUUCUAUGGCAAUUUCUUCUAGAAUUUCAGAAGAUAUGUAUGUAUUCUUUUUUGUGUUUUUUGGCUGUAUGCUGCUUGAAGGAUUCUGUCUUGUAAGAAAUGCUGCAGAUGUAAUUUCCUCCCAACUAAUCUAUAAUCUUGAAAAUGACAAAUUAAUACAUAUAUAUGGUAAUUAAUUAUACUAUA
Messenger RNA from Salvia hispanica, 1254 nucleotides. Its product is annotated as transcription factor MYB17-like. Lineage: Eukaryota; Viridiplantae; Streptophyta; Magnoliopsida; Lamiales; Lamiaceae. The record is from RefSeq and is a predicted model, not a curated record.